Molecule: messenger RNA, 4165 nt
Organism: Tachysurus fulvidraco (yellow catfish)
Lineage: Eukaryota; Metazoa; Chordata; Actinopteri; Siluriformes; Bagridae
Gene: mylk4a
Product: myosin light chain kinase family, member 4a
Exons: 15
Coding region: 376-2742 (788 amino acids)
Biological process (GO): positive regulation of apoptotic process; intracellular signal transduction; protein phosphorylation
Cellular component (GO): nucleus; cytoplasm
Molecular function (GO): protein serine/threonine kinase activity; ATP binding
Source: RefSeq, a predicted model, not a curated record
UCGCCUCUGAGGCCCCUGUUGACACAGGACCCCCACCUCCUGUGCAGUUACAUUUAGGGAGGCAGGUUCAUUCUUUUCUUAAAACUAUCUUUAGUAGAGAGAGUUGCAGAAGUGCCAAAUAGAGGUGUACAGAAAGAAGGGCACACUUGUUAUUGUAGGACUUGCUACUUUGUAGUUCUUUAACGGAUUUACUUAAAGCAGGGGAAAACCUUUUUUUCAUCUUCUGAGGUAUUUGUUAUUUCUGGAUUGAUUAUUUCUAUUUUUUAUUAAUUUUUAUUUUUGUAUUAAUUAUUUAUACCACCUUUCUGGACGUUGGCAAAAUUGUUUUGCAAUACAGCGGAUUCCCUCUGGUCACCAUUUGUUUUAUCUGCCACCAUGACUUCUGUGGAAAUGAGUCCUGGAUUUGAUGUAAUCCAGGUCAGGAUCGAGACUCUAAGCAGCAAAAUGGACACGCUCAUUAGCAUCCAGGAAAAAGUCCUCAGCCGCCUGGACAGCAUGUCAGAGGAACUCGUUGGCAUAGAACGAGACAUGGAAACUCUGAAAGUAGACAAGGAAGAGACACCUCCAACAAGCCACACGAAGGGACCAGCCCGUGGCAUUGGGGGCGAGAUGAAAGAAAUGUGCCUAGAAAUGAACAACAUCAUGACAGCUGUAAAUGAGCGUUCCGAGCAGCAGACCAAGAAGCUGGAAGGCAUGGAGAGGCUUGUGAUGAGCAUCCAACAGGUGGUCAGCUUCAUUGGGGAAACCGUCAAGACUUCCAAAAUCACAGAACUCAUGUUCAAGGGGCCAGCAGCACGCAAAAGCAAAGCAAUGUUAUCCUCAGGGGGCAAGACUCAGGAUAGCAAACAUGGUACUAAGAGACAGGCCUCAUGUGAAACUGUACCCAGCAAGAAAACUACCUCUAAUAAACGUAAUAAAAGGACAGAAGCUUUAACCGUGGCAUUUGAGCCCAGCAGCCUGGAAGCUACUCAUAAGCUAAAGCUUCAUGGACCAAAGAAUUUCCUUUCCUCAAAGAAGUCCUUCAAAUUUCUUCACUCAUCCAUAUCAUUGCCUUCAAAACUGAAGGAUCACAAGUUUAAAGACGGGAAGGAGAAAAGUCACGUGACCCUUAAGGGGCUUAAGGUGCAGAAGACAAAUAAGCCCCCAGACACUACAGACUCGGCCUCUGUGAAGAAGCAGGCCCUGCUCCUGGAGGAAGUUCAGAAGCUGAACAAAGAGAAUGCUGAGCGCUCCAUUUCAUCCACAGGGUCAGAGGCUGAGGAACCUCCCAGCCAAAACCUUCUGGAUUUCAUCCUGGAUAAAGCUGAAGAUCCUGCAGUCGAACAAGAGGAGCUUUUACCAGACGUCCAGGAAAGAGUCGUCUCUCCGGAGUUAAAAGAAGAGGAGGAGAAAGUGGAGGAACCGAAAACCGAAGAUAUACAGGUUAAAGUGGAUGAGACGAUUAAAAAAUCCGAAGAGGAGGAGGUCAAAGAGGUAAUUGAAGAGGAGAUCAAAGAGGAAGAAGUUUCCCCGGUCGUUGUUAUGGAGGUGGAGAAUGCUGUGGCACCACAGAGCUGUGAACCUGAACCUCUGCAUGAAGUCACCACGAUCAGCGAGCCGUGUGAGUCGGUAAAGAGCCUUGAACUGCAGACCUGCGAAAAAGACAGCGAGGAAAUGAAAGAAAAUGAAAAUCAAAUGCAUGAUCCUCAAGAUCUGUGCGGCGUUUUCAAAGCAGACGGAGUCGAAAUCCAUUUAGAUUUCAGCAAAAUGAAGAAAACGGAAGAGAAACAAUUUGACGACGGCGAGUGCGAGCAGUUCUUCAUUGAUUGCACCCCUCCACCACCAGCUCCAUUCAACCACCGUGUGGUUUCAGCCAAACCCAACCAGAUCAGCAACUUCUACACCAUCAACCACCAGGAGAUCCUCGGAGGCGGCCGUUUUGGUCAGGUGCACAAAUGUAUUGAAAAUUCCUCUGGACUCACUCUGGCCGCUAAGAUCAUAAAAGCACGGAGUUUAAAGGAAAAGGAUGUGGUGAAAAACGAGAUUCAGGUCAUGAACCAACUGGACCAUGCCAAUCUCAUCCAGCUCUAUGCUGCCUAUGAAUCCAGGAACGACAUCAUCCUCGUCCUCGAAUAUGUGAACGGUGGUGAGCUCUUCGACAGGAUUAUAGAUGAGAACUACACACUGACAGAGCUGGACACAGUCAUGUUUGUCAGACAGAUCUGUGAGGGUCUGCGCUAUAUGCACAAAAUGUACAUCAUCCACCUGGACCUGAAGCCUGAGAAUAUCCUGUGUGUUAGCAGAGUGACAAACAAAAUCAAGAUCAUUGACUUUGGACUUGCAAGAAAAUACGUACCUCGGGAGAAGUUACGGGUGAAUUUUGGCACACCAGAGUUUCUUGCCCCAGAGGUGAUCAACUAUGACUUUGUGUCCUUCAACACAGACAUGUGGAGCCUCGGAGUCAUCGUCUACAUGCUCCUGAGUGGUUUAUCUCCGUUUCUUGGUGAUGAUGAUAACGAGACACUGAACAACAUCCUGGCCUGCCACUGGAACUUUGAGGAAAGCGAGUUCUUAGGCAUUUCAGAUGAGGCCAAGGAAUUCAUUUCCAAACUGCUUGUCUACAAUAAAAGUUGGAGAAUAGGUGCAAGUGAAGCUCUGAAGCAUCCUUGGCUGUCAGACCCCUUGCUCCAUCAACACCUGUACAAAAAGAAGAACAUGUGUCAUUCACGUCGAAACUCAUGUGUUCCUCCACCUGAGAGCUAAUAUCUGGCUUUGUUUCUGCUAGCUGAGGCCAUCCGGACCAAGCCUGCUGUGCUUUUUAUUACUGGACAUUACUUGUUAAACUACCUACCUUAUGCUGUUUGGGUCAAUUGUUGCAGAAAUUUGUGCCAUUUUUGGUAACUACAGUCACAUAUUAUUAUUGUUAACAUCAUUAUCAUUGGAGUUAAUUAAUCACAUAGCUCAAUAGUGAACUGAUUCGUAACCUAAAAAACUCCAUAAAUAAUUAUUUUGGAUCUUUUAAUAGGAAAUACAAUGAUUAGAAUAAUAAUAAUAAUCAUAAUUAUCGGCUUCUGCAUUUGUAUAAACAUGUAAAGCACCACUGUACACUGAAUAAGUAAAAAAUAAAACAUUUUGGUGUGGGCUUUUAUAGGAACAUAGUAAAUGACAACUAUUUAUUACAUAAAGAUAUGGUAGGAAAUUAAAAAAUUAACAAAACCUUCCUAAACGUAAAGGUACAGCUUAACCACAGACUGCUGUGAAGCACUGACACCUGAGACUGAAAAGUGUCCUUAAAGUUAACGUAUGUAAUCAUGCCAGCGAUUUCCUUUUUGUUUUUUUUUCUUGAUAAAUAACAAGAUUUUUUUUUUGUAAUUUGUUUAUUCUUGUACAAUUCCCAGUGAAUGAAUGAGUUGUUGCUAUAGAAACAGUAACAGAUUAGAAUUCAGCCUAGCUGUAUAGUGGAAUAAAUGUUAUUUAAAACACUAUCAUGAAAAUGAGAAAUAAAUGACAGAAUUGUGACUGGAAGUACCAGAGGAGUGUUUCACUGUGUGUUAUGGUGUAGUAUUAUGUGCUUAAGCAUGGAAUAGCAAAUUCAGACAACAGUGAAAAAUCUAUUUUUAUAUCUAGUUUCUAUACAGUAUAAUGAGCGAAGCGUGAGAGCUAACAUUCAGCAUUAGGUAAUAUUAUUUAAAGGAUGCAUGAUAACUUGCAGUGUUGCUGUACAUAUUUUUUUAUCUGUAUGACCUUUUCUCUGUGCUACACUGUAUAAAGAAGUUACUUGAUUUACUGUACUGUAACAGCCCAUUAAUCCCAUAACACUGAGACACGGUCUAAUCUCUUCUACUUUAUAUGAUGAUGCAUUAAAUCUGAUGAGGAGUGUUUGUAACUACAUUCAUCUGACAUUCUAUUCUAUCUUUUCAACUCCAGCAGUAAUUAAUAUCAUCUUUUCUUUCUUUUAAUGAAUAAGAAUUUGGAUUAUUUGGCCAAGGUUAGAAAAACACCUGAGUUACUGAAUUGAUCCCUGAAUAAAUUGUCUGUGAGGUCGAGGUGUCGACAUGUACACAUCUUCUGUUAAGCUGCAUUCUGCAUUCUUCUUCUUCUUCUACUUCUUCUUCUUCUUCUUCUUCUUCUUCUUCUUCUUCUUCUUCUUCUUCUUCUUCUUCUUCUUCUUCUUCUUCUUCUUCUU